AUGACGCGUUCAGCGGCUUGGUGGGAAGUCGCGCGGCAGGAGCAGGUCGCGGUGCCUGUGUUACGGCAAGUAUUGGAACAGGGGUACGAGGUAGCGGGAUUGCCGAAGCCGGAGCGGGGUGUGGUAUUCCGACCGUUAUGGCUUUGGCAUUGGGGGCACGUGGCCUUGGUUAUGUGUACCUUCGUGUGCGCUUAUGGUGCAAGUGUACACUUUGUGUUGCCCCGGUCGCCGGCUGCAUUGGCGCCGGUGCUGUUGGACCCGAGGUUGUUACUGGACCUGGCGGUCUUCGCGGCUGGUUGGCACGUGGUGGAGUUGCUGACUACUCCGCCUGCACGCCGACCUUUGCGUCGUCUGAUUCGACAUUGGUUGCUGUACGUCUUAUGUGCCGCGCUUCUCGACGUUGUUCUCGUCGGCAUCAUGUGGGUACUCAAGAACGGCGGAUCCGCCUAUGAAGACGUUUCUGAAACGACUAUCUCCAAGUCCCUUGGUGCUGCCUACGACUCAGUUGCCCAUUCUGCCCGCCACUGGGGACAUCGCGCAGUCGACACCUUCAGAGGCCAUGACGACUCCAGUCUGGCGCCCAGUUUAGCGCCAGACGUGAUACCCGCCAACGGGCAGAGUGUGGACUCUCUACUGCUCCAGAACGGACUCAAGAAUGGCUCGCCCGAAGAAGUCCGGCACUUGCUGCGGCCCGACAGCCUCGCCGCCCUCGUGCACAACUUGAAUGACGCCGCGCUCAACCUCGUCGGACUCGAUAAGGCUUUCUGGAGAGGCCACCCUCGGGGCCUGUUCGUCACACAGACCGCGGACAUGGAAGACCUAGAGGAGGCCGACCUACCUCAGAGCGCGUACCCACGACUGCUCUACGCCUUCCCGUCCGGCUUUCUAGAUGGACUUUUCGGCGGGGCAGUCCCCUCCUCCUCUGCGGAAAGCACAGCCGGGGUCGACGGGGGGGCCGACAGCAGGACCGAAGGCUGGGCAUCGGCGGUGCGCAAUUCGACCAUCAGUUCGCGACUUAGUUCGUAUUGGCAGAGGACCACCUUCGUGUAUGCGCUGGCUAAGUACCUGGCCAUCUGGCUGGUGGCCUGUCUGCCAUACGUCCAACGUCUGGUCGUCCUACUCAUCUGGCUGAAACAGUACUUUUCUUGUCUCGAGCUUUCGAUCUUCCUGCUGCAACUCAUCGCGCUCUACACCGUCGUCUCAGAGGCCAUCGCCAGCGGUACCUUCGCCAUCAGCGGCCGUGGCGACCUGACCCGCAAACUCGCCGACCCCCCCAUGUGGAGCUCACUUACCAACUACCUCGGAACGAUCGAGGUCACUACCAAACACCUCGGUACAAAAUCCAGACCCAGGACGCCACCCACUGCGCCCGAACAAGUCAGUACAACACAGGACGCGGCUGAAUGCGAUAUGAGUCCCGGGCAAGUCAAGGGGGUAGAAGCGAAGGGGGUAGAAGUCAAGGGGGUAGAAGCGAAGGGGGGAGAGAUCGGAGUGAGAGCCGAGGGCGUAAAGGCCGAGGACGUAAAAGACACGCGGGUAAAAGCCAAGGGGACAUUCGGACCCCCUUGCUGA
Gregarina niphandrodes is the source of this 1572-nucleotide messenger RNA. RefSeq names its product putative transmembrane protein. Lineage: Eukaryota; Apicomplexa; Conoidasida; Eugregarinorida; Gregarinidae. The record is from RefSeq and is a predicted model, not a curated record. The transcript has 3 exons. Bases 1 to 1572 code for a protein of 523 amino acids.